This is a messenger RNA of Oryza sativa Japonica Group (Japanese rice), 2401 nucleotides long. Its product is annotated as myricetin 3-O-rhamnoside 1,2-glucosyltransferase UGT709G2. Lineage: Eukaryota; Viridiplantae; Streptophyta; Magnoliopsida; Poales; Poaceae. The record is from RefSeq and is a predicted model, not a curated record. Gene Ontology annotation, molecular function: UDP-glycosyltransferase activity.
GAUGUAAAAGUUGAAUUUAAACUUACAUAUUUGUGAAGUGAUAUAUCACAUGCUAAUACAUCUUCUCAAAUAUUUUUAAUUUUUCUCAUAACCAUCUCAGUGACAUAAAAAUAAUGAGCGGACAUUUCCAGAUCAAAGUAGUUACCCGACAUUGGUACAGUGGUGCAAUUUAUCAAUGCAUGUGCAUGUGUUCCACAAACUGUUCGUUUCUUUGCCAACGCCUCCAAAUCCAAGGCUCCAAAUCUCCAACUACCGAGCCGUGUGCCAGCGAGCCUGUGACUGAGCAGAGUGCCAGAGAGCACCGAGGAGUCGCGGCGCACCGGCGAUGGGCACGGCGCCGGCGCCGGCGCACGUCCUCGUGUUCCCGUGGCCGAUUCAGGGCCACCUCAACGUCAUGCUCCACCUCGCCGUGGCGCUCGCCGGCGCCGGCGUCCACGUCACCUUCCUCCACACCGACUACAACCUCCGCCGCCUUGGCGCCGCCGCCGCCGCCGCGGUGGCCUCGCCAUGGCUCCGGUUCAUGUCCGUCACGGACGGCCUCCCCGACGACCACCCCCGCACGGUGGCCAACCUCGGGGAGAUCAGCCGCUCCCUCCAUACGGCUGGCCGCGCCGCGUACCGUGCUCUGCUCGCCUCGUCGUCGCAGCUGGUCCCCGCGGACGCAGCUGGCGGCGGCGCCUUCCCGCCGGUGACCACCGUCGUGGCGGACGCCCUCCUGCCGUUCGCCAUCGACGUCGCCGAGGAGCUCGGCGUGCCCGCGCUGGCCUUCCGCACGGCGAGCGCGUGUAGCUUCUUGGCGUACAUGUCCGUGCCGAGGCUUGUCGAGCUCGGCGAGCUGCCGUUCCCUCCGGGCGGCGACCUCGACGAGCCGGUGCGUGGCGUUCCGGGCAUGGAGGGAUUCCUACGCCGGCGAGAUCUCCCGAGUCCUUGCCGCCAUCACGGUGCCAACAACAACGACGACGCCGCGGCCCUGCUGGGACGUCUGGCCGACGCCGCCGUGCACUGCAGCAAGGCACGUGCGUUGAUACUCAACACCGCCGCGUCGCUGGAGGCGCCAGCGCUGGCGCACAUCGCGCCGCGCAUGCGCGACGUCUUCGCCGUCGGUCCUCUCCACGCCAUGUCGCCCGCCCCGGCGGCGGCCACCAGCCUGUGGCGCGCGGACGAUGGCUGCAUGGCGUGGCUCGACUGCCAAGCCGACCGGUCCGUCGUGUACGUCAGCCUGGGGAGCCUCACCGUCAUCUCGCCGGAGCAGUUCACGGAGUUCCUGUCCGGGCUCGUCGCCGCCGGCAACCCGUUCCUCUGGGUGCUCCGGCCGGACAUGGUCACGGCGAGGCGGCGGCACGCCGACCUCCAAGAAUCUGUCACGGCGGCGGCGGGAGACAGCAAGGCGCGCGUCGUGGGGUGGGCGCCGCAGCGGGACGUGCUGCGCCACCGCGCCGUGGGGUGCUUCCUGACGCACGCCGGCUGGAACUCGACGCUGGAGGCCGCCGUCGAGGGCGUGCCGACGGUGUGCUGGCCGUUCUUCACCGACCAGCAGAUCAACAGCCGGUUCGUGGGCGGCGUGUGGAGGACGGGGCUGGACAUGAAGGACGUGUGCGACGCCGCCGUCGUGGCGAGGAUGGUGAGGGAGGCGAUGGAGUCCGGCGAGAUCAGGGCGUCGGCUCAGUCGGUGGCGCGGCAGUUGAGGAGGGACGUCGCCGAGGGUGGCUCGUCGGCGAUGGAGCUGAAGAGGCUCGUCGGCUUCAUCGGGGAGCUCGCCACGCCAAUCCAACACGCCAAAUCCGAAUCCGAAGUGUAGUGCGUUGGCCUCUCCCUCAGCUUUCCACAGCCACAAGAACUCAAAUCAGUGGCGGAGAUAGCUCCUGGGCAGGUCGGGCAGCCGCUCGGGCUCUGCUGCUGCCGUCUCCAUUGUCGUUAGCUGCCGGCACGUACAUAAAUCGGUUGGUCCCAGUCCCUCGCGCUUUACGACAGUACUGGCUCCGCCACUGACUCAAAUCUAAAUGAAACUCUAGACUCCAGAGUGAGAACACAAAUAAGUACUCCCUCCAUCUCACAAUGUAAGAAUCCAUCUCACAAUAUAAGCGAUUUUGAGUUUUUCUCGUAACAUUUGAUCACUUGUCUUAUUUAAUUUUUUUUGCAAAUAUAAAAAAUAAAAAGUUGUGCUUAAAGUACUAUAGAUAAUAAAGUAAGUCACAAAUAAAAUAAAUAAUAAUUUCAAAAAAAUUUGAAUAAGACGAGUGGUCAAAUGUUGCAAGCAAAAACUCAAAAUCCCUUAUAUUAUAGGACGGAGGGAAUACGUUCAGAGCAUAGAUUAGAUUUUUUUUCCUCCCACAUUUGUAUUUGAAACUUUCUAUGGUAAUAGAUAUAUAUUGUACCAAUAUUGGUAAUUUUUCACGACUUA